CGUGCAAUCGCCAGACAGUUCUGUGUUUAUAUUUUUUAUCGAUUCAAAACCCUGAGAAAACCGGCAUCGCCUUCAAGCUCAGAAAAUGUGCUCGUAUCUCGAUGGAUAUGUGUUUUAAAUAUUUAAAAUCGCGGUGUUUGUUUAGCUCCGCGCAAAAACACAUCACGACAUCGUUUUAUAGACUAUCGGUUGUGAAUUGAACGAACGUACAUAACCUCAACAGAAAAGUUAAAUGUUUUUGAUAAGAGAAAAGUUGUACCUUUUUCGAAAGAACACGUCGCAGUAUCUGUCGAGAUGGCUCAACGAUUGAGUGGCAAAGCGAAACUAAAAUCGCUGUUGGCGGUGACGAGCACCGCUGCAACUUUGUUUGGCGGCAUUUGCAUUUAUCAGGGUAACGAGAAAUUUUACAACCAAGUUGCCAUGCCUUUGGUGCAGCUAGUGGAUCCCGAGGUCGCGCACAAAGCAGCUGUGAAAAUUUUGAAAUGGGGACUCUUACCUGUGCAAAAUGCAGAGGAUCCAGAAUCUCUUGCGAUCGAUGUCUGGGGCCUGAAAUUUAAAAAUCCUAUUGGAAUGGCUGCUGGGUUUGAUAAGCAAGGGGAAGCUGUAGAGGGCUUGCACAAAAUAGGUUUUAGUUUCGUAGAAAUAGGAUCUGUUACACCAAAGCCUCAACCUGGUAACCCUAAACCAAGGUUAUUUCGCCUCUCAGAGGAUAAUGCAGUAGUUAAUAGGUAUGGUUUCAACAGUGAAGGUCACGACACUGUAUGGCAACAUCUUAGAAAAUUCAGGGAGAACAGAGAAUUCCAUGGUAUCAUUGGAGUGAACUUAGGUAAAAAUAAAACAUCCGAAGAUCCAGCUCAAGAUUACAUAGAAGGCAUCAAGAAGUUUUCAGAUGUGGCAGAUUACUUUGUAAUUAAUAUAUCUAGUCCUAACACUCCUGGAUUGAGGUCUCUGCAGAAUAAGCAGAACCUAGAACAGUUGUUGACAAAAGUAAAUGAUGUUAGACAAUCUAUACAGAGCAAGCAGCCAUUGUUAUUAAAGCUUGCACCAGAUUUGUCGGAGUCUGAAAGGCAAGAUGUCGCGGAUGUGAUAGUACAGAAGAAAUCCAAAGUGGAUGGUUUGAUAUUAUGCAACACCACGAUCACGCGGAACAAUUUAACGAGUUCAUUAAAAGAGGAGAGCGGAGGUCUCAGCGGAGCUCCGCUUUCUCAUAUGUCCACGGAAAUGAUUUCGGAUAUGUACAAACGGACCCACGGUACCAUUCCAAUUAUUGGCGUGGGUGGAAUUUUCACUGGUGCGGAUGCUUACGACAAAAUUAAAGCCGGUGCUUCCUUGGUACAAGUAUACACGUCGUUCGCGUACCGAGGACCACCGAUUCUAGGGAAAAUUAAACGGGAGCUGAACGACAUGCUCAAGCAAGAUGGCCUAACAUCUAUCAAAGAUGCAGUUGGAAGAGAUGCCAAUGUUAGAUAAUUCGUUUUAAUCAAUUUUAAUGUUUUUUUUACUUACCUGUCGAUUCAAGCAGAGAGCUCUGUAAUGGCUCGGCUAGCACUCCUUGCGAUAGAGCCUGGAUUUAAAUAUUUUUUUACCAGAGUGUUGCAAAAGUGUAUAUUUUAUACGAACAAACUUAUUUAAAAAAUGUUAAAUUAUUAUUGUUUGUUUUUUCAAACGUUAAAGAUCGUUAUAUACAUUUCGAAUAAAGAGAAUUUGUACAAUGCAA
Molecule: messenger RNA, 1717 nt
Organism: Hylaeus anthracinus
Lineage: Eukaryota; Metazoa; Arthropoda; Insecta; Hymenoptera; Colletidae
Gene: Dhod
Product: dihydroorotate dehydrogenase (quinone), mitochondrial
Exons: 2
Coding region: 295-1470 (391 amino acids)
Biological process (GO): 'de novo' pyrimidine nucleobase biosynthetic process; pyrimidine ribonucleotide biosynthetic process
Cellular component (GO): mitochondrial inner membrane; cytoplasm
Molecular function (GO): dihydroorotate dehydrogenase activity
Source: RefSeq, a predicted model, not a curated record